CGGUAAGGUGAGAAGUUUUUGCUUCUCCCGUUUUCUAAUUGAUUUUGUCUCGUAGGGCUGACAUAGAGUUGAAACCAAGAUGACAGUCAAAUACGGCGUGGCGGUGUUUCUGUUGCUGUGUCUGGCGGCCGAGGUUCGGGGAGGGUGCAAUCGGACCGCCGGACGGAACGGAACAGCCGGCGGGGGGACAGGCGACUUUCGCCCGCUGGUUCUUCUGAGCGAGGCGGUACUACUGACGCUCGGCUUCGGGCUUUUUGCCGGUCUGGUAGCCUUCGCCUUCACGCUGGUGCGGAAACACGUGUACCAUGACCAGGACGACUUGGACACCACGUUCGACGCGGGGGGUCAGGUGUCGGUGGGUCUGACGGCGACUACCAUCGUGUCCCAGUGGACCUGGGCCGCCACGCUACUGCAGUCAUGUACGGUGGCUAGUAAGUUCGGCAUCAGCGGCCCGUUCUGGUACGCCGCCGGCGCCUCCGUGCAGAUCAUCGUGUUCGCCAUCUUGUCUAUCGAGAUGAAGAUGAAGGCGCCUGGAGCUAAGACGUACCUGCAGGUGAUCAAAGCCCGGUUCGGCGCGAAGGCCCACCUGGUGUUCUGUGUGUUCGCUCUCCUGACCAAUGUGCUGGUGACCGGGAUGCUCCUGCUGGGAGGCAUAGCCUCGAUCACAGCCCUCGUCAACGGCCUCAGCACGGAGACCGCAUCCAUCUGCCUGGCCAUUGUUAUCGGUUCGUACACGCUGAUUGGUGGACUCGGUGCGACCUUCUAUGUCUCCUACUUCAACACAGCUUUGAUCUUUACCGUGCUGAUCAUCAUCAUAGCAAAGGUGUAUCUGGUGGGAGCAGACGCCACCCAGAACCCCCUGGGUAGCGCGGACGCCGUGUUUGACCUGCUGGCGUGCAGCAGUGGUCCGGCCGGUAACAGGGACCAGAGUUACCUCACCUUCUUCUCCACCGGAGGUCUGAUGUUCGGCGUCAUCAACAUCAUCGGCAACUUCGGAGCCGUCUUCUGUGACCAGGCGUACUGGCAGAGCACCAUCGCGGCACGGCCUUUACAGGGCGUGUGGGGGUUCAUCUCCGGCGGGCUGACGUGGUUCGCCAUCCCGUUCUCCAUGGCCACCACCGUGGGGCUCGCCUACGUGGCGCUCGGCACGGUCAAGGGCGAGGCGCUGCUCUCAGGGGAGGACGUGGACAAAGGCCUGGUAGCCUCUGUGGUGGUGAACCAGCUGAUGGGUCACACGGGUCAGGUCAUCCUCCUGCUGAUGCUGCUGAUGGCAGUCAUGUCCACAGGGUCAGCCGAGGUCAUCGCAGUCACCUCAAUCAUCGUGUACGACAUCUACAAGGACUACAUCUGCCCAUUCAGGAGGGGCCUCGAAGAAGACGACUGUGUCCUUUGCGGCAACAAGAGAGAGAACGCCAUCAGCGAAGCCGAGAAGUGCCUCUGUCAUCCCAUCUCCUCCUGCACAAAGUGCCACGAGGAGGACCGCCUGCGCACUCAGCAAGCCGACUUCUACCAGUACACCUGUCCCACGCACGCCGCCUACCGGAACUACAUGGAAAUGCUGCUGGGGAAGAAGAACAUCUACAUAGUGGUGGUUACCGUGGCAACGGUGCCUCUUGUGCUUCUCGCUGACGCGGCAGGACUGAACCUGGGUUGGAUUUAUCUGUUCAUGGGUGUGCUGAUCGGGGCUGCAGUCAUCCCUAUCGGCAUGGCGCUGUUCUGGUCGCGCACCACGGCGGGCGGGAUGAUUGCCGGGGCGACAAUCGGCUGUGUGCGGGCGGUGAUCUGCUGGCUCAUCACCGCGGCCACCUUCCCGGGCGGACUCGGCGGAGGGAACUUCAUCAAAAACACCGGCGACCAGGUGAGCAUGAUCGUGGGUAACCUGGUGAGUAUCCUGUCUGGAGGCGCGAUCUGUGCCGUGGUGAGUGUCGUGCAGAGUCUCCGCAAGCCGAGCGGCGAGCUGGUGAAGGAGUGGGAGAAAACCCGCCGUGUGGACAACCCGCUAAAGCCUUGGGGACCCACCUACCAGAGCGCCUACAAGAUGACGUCAGCCAACAAGCUGAACGACCGCCCGUCCUUCGAGGAGAUCCGCAGUUUCUGUCGAAAACCCCGGAUGACCGCGUUGAUUGCUGGGAUAGUACUGAGCGUCGUUCUGGUCAUUGUCUGGCCGGCCGGCAUGUUGGGGGUGGGCGUUAUGAACGGAGCAGAGUUCCAACACUGGGUGAACGUGUCCCAAACCUGGGCCUUCCUGGCAGCCGCCUUCCUCAUCAUCGUGCCGCUGGUGCAGGAGGUCAUGUCCAUCUAUAACAACUACCGGGUCAACAAGGCCAACGGGAACGGUGACCCGGAAGUGAUCAUGAACGAGUCGGCUCCAGGAUCCAACGGAGUCAUGCCUCCCGAUUCUUCAACAACUCGCCUCUGAAAAGUCGGCAAACUUUUCUUGAUCUGAUGAAGUAUUAUUCAGCAUAGCAAAACAGUAUAAAAAUUAUUAAUGGAAGGUGUAUGAUUUCUUACUGCUAGGUCCUUGUAUUGUGAAUGUGGGAUAAGGGUAUUUUAACAAUAGUAUAGCAUUUUUGCAUUAUUAAAGGUAUUACUAUUUUUAUACUCUUCAACUACCUCAACUGUUAGAACCGCAUUACGCCUGAACCUACCUCGAAUAUAUCUAUUCUGCCAUAAAUUAUUAUUACAUAAUGUAUUUUUGAUAAAAGUUCCUAAAUGGUUAAUGGUUCAUAAACUUGACCGACGCAAAUCUUCUUGACUAUUGUCUGUCAAACCGUAUUGUCAAAAUCCUUAGUUUUGUGACUACUCAAUGGUAAAUGAUCGCGCCUAAGAAGCAUAAUAACGAUACUUGUAUACUCGACGUCAUUGACAUUGCCUUCUGAAAUAACUAUGCCCCCAGUACUAUCACGAACUGUAACUAGCUUGCCCUGCAGACACUAUGAAACGAAAGACUCAUUAUUAUAUUACAUACUUAAGUUAUUAUAUUAUAUAUUUAGGUCACUAGAGGUGGAAUACUAAAUCUACACUAAAAUAGCGAGCACUAUACUAAACAAAUGACCCAUGGCUCAGGGAUGGAGGUACUUACGUGUUGUAGUUUUAUAUUGAUUAAGAAUAUCUUUAGAAUGUUAGCUAUACUUUGUAUUCUAUUCAGUCAGAAAAUUCUAUAAGCUAUCCAAUACAACAUUGUUCCUUUUAUUAUGUGGUGACAAUAAAGGUAUGUUUUUAAUCUAUA
Messenger RNA from Branchiostoma belcheri (Belcher's lancelet), 3229 nucleotides. RefSeq names its product urea-proton symporter DUR3-like. The transcript is spliced from 13 exons. Gene Ontology annotation, biological process: urea transmembrane transport. The coding region runs from base 80 to 2419 and encodes 779 amino acids. The record is from RefSeq and is a predicted model, not a curated record. Gene Ontology annotation, cellular component: plasma membrane. NCBI's taxonomy places the organism in Eukaryota, Metazoa, Chordata, Leptocardii, Amphioxiformes, Branchiostomatidae. Gene Ontology annotation, molecular function: urea transmembrane transporter activity.